CUGUGAGAUUAAAAAAAAAAGAAGACAAAAUGCAGCAGGGAGGUGGAUCUGAAACGGAAGUGACAUGGGAAGAUCAGCAGAACAUCAACAAGUUCAGCCGAUUGAACAACAGAUUCCAUGAACUCGAAGACGAAAUCAAAGCCUCCAAGGAAAAAUGUGAUAAUCUGGAGGAUGCUGGGAACGAGUUGAUACUUGCCGAUGAGGAAAUUGUUCGGUUUCAAAUUGGAGAAGUCUUUGUUCAUGUGCCGAGGGAGGAGGUAGAGACGAGGAUAGAAGAGAUGAAAGAGGCGACUAGUAAGGACCUUGAAAAGCUCGAGGAAGAGAAGGAAACCAUUGUUGCACAAAUGGCAGAGUUGAAGAAAAUCUUGUAUGCAAAGUUCAAAGACUCGAUCAAUCUCGAAGAAGACUGAACUCAGCUCGGUUUGGUUUUUUUUUCCCCACGGUAUUUUUUUUCUCGGAUUCUUCUUUUUCGGCUUUCUAUCGCGGUUAUAGGAAAACUUGUCAUGCAUCAACAAUGUUUAGUUUGGAUAUGGUCCUAUGGCAGUUGAUCAUAUUGUGAGAGUUUAGACUAGAGUUCUUGAAUAUACAAAUCCACUUUGUUCUCCCUGAAAAUUUUCCCUCAUUGAAUCCAUGAAAUAUCAAUGGCUGGGUUUUCGUUCAA
Molecule: messenger RNA, 661 nt
Organism: Tarenaya hassleriana
Lineage: Eukaryota; Viridiplantae; Streptophyta; Magnoliopsida; Brassicales; Cleomaceae
Product: probable prefoldin subunit 4
Exons: 3
Coding region: 30-410 (126 amino acids)
Biological process (GO): protein folding
Cellular component (GO): prefoldin complex; cytoplasm
Source: RefSeq, a predicted model, not a curated record